Messenger RNA from Prorocentrum cordatum, 515 nucleotides. Lineage: Eukaryota; Dinophyceae; Prorocentrales; Prorocentraceae. The record is from the annotation of a GenBank genome assembly.
UCAGCUACAGCGCUGGGGUCAGUGCGUGUGAGACGGGCGGGCAGUGGCAGCGUGCCCUGGCGCUGCUGAGCGAGAUGUGUGCGUGGAAGGUGGAGCCCGACGUUGUCCAUACUCUACUGUGCUGGGAUCGGCGCGUGCGGGAAGGGCGAGCAGUGGCAGUCGGCUCUGUCGCUGCUCCGCGAGAUGUGGGAGGCGAAGCUGGAGCCCGACACCUUCAGCUUCAACGCUGGAAUCAGCGCGUGCGAGAAGGGCGAGCAGUGGCAACGGGCUUUGGCGCUGCUCAGCGAGAUGUGGGACACGAAGCUGGAGCUCAGCUCAGCUACAGCGCUGGGAUCAGCGCGUGCAGGAAGGGUGGGCAGUGGCAGCGGGCGCUGGUGCUUCUCAGCGAGAUGCGGGAGGCGAAGCUGGAGCCCAACGUCAUCAUCUCUACAACGCUGGGAUCAGCGUGUGCGAGAAGGGCGAGCAGUGGCAGCGGGCUCUGGCGCUGCUCCGCGGGAUGCGGGAGGGGAGGCUGA